This is a messenger RNA of Hibiscus syriacus, 2265 nucleotides long. RefSeq names its product probable metal-nicotianamine transporter YSL6. The transcript is spliced from 7 exons. The record is from RefSeq and is a predicted model, not a curated record. Gene Ontology annotation, molecular function: oligopeptide transmembrane transporter activity. Bases 94 to 2103 code for a protein of 669 amino acids. Gene Ontology annotation, cellular component: vacuolar membrane. Lineage: Eukaryota; Viridiplantae; Streptophyta; Magnoliopsida; Malvales; Malvaceae.
GGGGUAUAUCCGAAUAGAAAAGGCCCUUCUUUCAGCUAUGAUUUGACUUUCCAAAAACAACAAAACUAACAAAACUGGCCAUAUCCUAAAUUCAUGGGAACAGAUAUAUCGGAGCCGUUGAUUCUCAAAACGGAAAAAUUCGACGACGGAGCGGAGUCGGAGCGAGUUCCCGAAUGGAAAGAUCAGAUAAAGAUCAGAGGGCUAGUGGUGAGCGCCUUGUUAGGGACUCUUUUUUGCAUAAUCACACACAAGAUGAAUCUAACGGCCGGGACGUAUCCUACGUUGAACGUCGGCGCUGGAUUGCUCGGAUACUUCUUCGUAAAAUCGUGGACCGGUUUCCUGUCUAAGUUGGGGUUUCAAGUUUCGCCUUUUACUAAACAAGAAAACACUGUAAUUCAGACUUGCGUCGUCGCUUGUUACGGCCUCGCUUAUAAUGGGGGAUUUGGAUCGUACCUGAUUGCAAUGGAUGAAAGAACAUAUAAUCUUAUCGGUGUCGAUAACCCUGGAAACCGAGCCGAAGAUAUUAAAAACCCUAGGAUUGGAUGGAUGAUUGCUUUUCUCUUUGUUGUCAGCUUCCUUGGGCUGUUUAGUGUUGCUCCGCUUCGCAAGAUAAUGGUCUUGGAUCAUAAACUCACAUAUCCCAGUGGAACAGCCACAGCUACGUUGAUAAAUAGUUUGCAUAACAACUCUGGUGCUGAGCUUGUAGGGAAGCAAGUCAAAUGUCUUGGAAACUUUCUAAGCAUAAGUUUAGUUUGGAGCUGCUUCAAGUGGUUUUUCAGUGGUAUUGGAGAUUCUUGCGGGUUUGAUAACUUUCCCACUUUUGGUUUAAUGCUGUUCAGAAACUCGUUCUAUUUUGACUUUAGUCCAACCUAUGUUGGUGUUGGUCUUAUAUGCCCACACAUUGUAAACUGCUCUCUUCUUCUUGGGGCAAUCAUAUCGUGGGGUUUCCUCUGGCCUUUCAUUUCAGCACAUGUUGGGGAUUGGUACCCUUCUGGCCUAGAGAGCACUGAUUUUAAAGGUCUUUAUGCUUAUAAGGUUUUCUUAUCUAUGGCUCUUAUCCUUGGGGAUGGCCUUUACAACCUGAUCAAGAUAAUAUGUGUAAUUGCCAAGGAAAUGUGUAAUAAAAGCACCAAGGAGAGCAAACUUCCUAUUGUUCAAGAGGGUAUAAAUGAUCAGAGUUCUACAGGACUAAAAGAGAAGAGAAAAAGAGACGAUUUAUUUCUUAAAGACAAGAUACCUACUUGGUUUGCUGCUUCUGGAUAUGUGGCCUUGGCUGCUAUAGCAACAGCUACUAUUCCAAUCAUCUUUCCACCCCUCAAGUGGUAUCUGGUUUUGGUUUCAUACAUUAUUGCCCCUGCCCUUUCCUUCUGCAAUUCUUAUGGAACUGGACUUACAGAUUUGAACCUGUCUUUCACUUAUGGGAAGAUUGGUCUUUUCAUCAUAGCUUCAUUAGUAGGAAGUGAUGGCGGAGUCAUGGCUGCUUUGGCGGCCUGUGGGGUUAUGAUGUCCAUUGUCUCCACAGCAUCUGAUCUAAUGCAAGAUUUCAGGACCGGUUACCUAACUCUAUCAUCUGCCAAGUCUAUGUUUGUGAGCCAGUUGGUGGGAACAGCUAUGGGAUGCGUAAUUGCUCCACUCACAUUCUGGUUGUUUUGGACUGCUUUUGAAGUCGGAUCACAAGAUGGUCCAUACAAAGCACCUAUUGCUGUGAUAUACAGGGAACUGGCUAUUCUUGGUAUUGAGGGAUUUUCAGGGCUACCGAAGCAUUGUUUGCCUUUAUGUUACGGAUUCUUCGUGGCUGCUUUGAUUGUAAACUUACUAAAGGAUGUGACACCAAAAACAAUUUCACAAUUUAUUCCUGUACCAAUGGCCAUGGCCCUUAGUUUCUAUUUGGGAGCUUACUUUGCUGUUGACAUGUUUGUGGGAACAAUAAUCUUGUUUAUAUGGGAGCGAAUCAACCGAAAGGAUGCAGUGAAGUACGCUGGUGCUGUCGCGUCGGGUUUGAUCUGCGGUGAGGGUAUUUGGACGAUACCAUCAGCUUUUCUGUCAAUCUUCAAGAUCAACCCACCUAUCUGCAUGUACUUCCGGCCUUCGGGAAGUAGCUGAUGAAGAAAGCUAUUGGCGAGUUUUAUUUUUGUGUGGAAAUAUAUUGUAUGUAUCAUGUAUGCAGUGGGAUGUUUCUUGGAUUAUUCAUAUACUUCCAAACAUGGAGAUUAAGAGAUCAAUCUGCCCCAUGUAAAUUUAAUGGUAAUGCAUAUAUUUGUGUAA